GUUCCCCUCCCUUUCCCCCCCUCUGGUCUCUCUGUCUCUCUCUGCUCUAACUGCUUCUCUUUCCUUCUCUUUCUUUAUCCUCUCACUUCUCUGGGUUUGGGUUUUGCAUUUUCUGUGAUCAGAUGGGAAGACAACCUUGCUGUGACAAAGUGGGGUUGAAGAAGGGGCCAUGGACAAUUGAGGAAGACAAGAAGCUAAUCAAUUUCAUACUUACCAAUGGCCAAUGCUGCUGGAGAGCUGUUCCUAAACUUGCAGGGUUGUUAAGGUGUGGAAAGAGUUGCAGGCUUAGAUGGACUAACUACCUUAGACCUGAUUUAAAGAGGGGUUUGUUAUCAGAAUCUGAGGAAAAGAUAGUCAUUGAUCUUCAUGCUUCUCUUGGAAACAGAUGGUCCAAAAUAGCUGCUAAUCUCCCUGGUAGAACUGAUAAUGAGAUAAAGAAUCACUGGAAUACCCACAUCAAGAAGAAGCUAAAGAGGAUGGGAAUUGAUCCUAUCACUCACAAGCCAAUCUCUACUUCAACUGAUCAAGAAGCAAAAUCCCCACCACCACCACCACCUCCACCACAACUGCAACAAGAACCUGUUGUUUCUGCCUUUUCUGAAGCAGAACAGAAUAAGCAGGGAAAUGAGACAUUAUUACAGUCCUCAGCCAUUACUGAGAGAAAAGAAGAAGAAAAGAGCAUUAAGAUCAUUACAAGCCCAUUCAAUUCUACAGACAACAGUGAUAGCUUCUGCACAGAUGAAGUCCCUCUGAUUGAACCUCAUGAGAAUUUAGUCCCCUCUGGACCUUCUUCAUCAACUACUUCUACUUCUACUUCAUCCUCUUCUGCUUCAUCUGGGAUGCCUGAUGAUAUGCAUUUCUCAAGCUUGGAAUGGCCUCAAUACAACAACAUGUCAAUCUGGGAUGAUUUUAACUAUUGGGAUUUGCUUUGUGAAGAUGGUGAUCAUAGGAAACUAGCUGUUGAUCCUUCUCUCAAUCAGUUCUCAAGAUUAGUUUUUGAUCAAGAACCUUGGAAAUUUGGAGUAUUGUAAUUAUUUUUCUUCAGGGGUUCUGUUCAUUCUGUGGUUUUAGAGAAUAAAAUUCAAGAAUCUGUGGACAAAA
Messenger RNA from Telopea speciosissima, 1101 nucleotides. RefSeq names its product transcription factor MYB20-like. The transcript is spliced from 3 exons. Lineage: Eukaryota; Viridiplantae; Streptophyta; Magnoliopsida; Proteales; Proteaceae. The coding region runs from base 123 to 1031 and encodes 302 amino acids. The record is from RefSeq and is a predicted model, not a curated record.